AUGACCAAGGGAGUCGGAGUGAAUGUGUUCAACCUUCGUACCGAUGCCUAUGGUGGCUCUGCCGAAAGACGCGCCAAGUUUCUACUAGACAUCUUGGGAGAAUGCCGAAAAGUUGUUCCGGCCAAUUUCUGUAUUGGCGUCAAAUUUAAGUCGGCCGAUCACAGCACCGCAUAUCUCAAGGACAGCUUGACUCAGAUUGGAAUGCUCGUGGAAGCAGGUAUUGACUUCCUUGAAGUUAGGGGCGGAACUUACGAAAAUCCAAGAGUAUGUGCCGAAAAAGCCAAACGCAAUCUCGGCAGGAAAAGUGUGCGCACCGCAGCUCGCGAAGCCUUUUUCCUCGAAUUUGCGAAAGAGACGCGCAAGAAAUAUCCAGACCUCCGUCUAAUGUUGACUGGUGGGUUCCGCAGCCGCGCUGGAGCAGAAGCAGCGAUUCAAGAGAAUGCGUGUGACCUAGUCGGUAUAGCAUGCCCAGCGGCAGUAAACCCCCAUUUGCCAAAUUUGUUCCUGCAAGAGGACAUCCCGGAUAAGGAUGCGCAGAUCACCUUGAACAAGGUGCAGGAGCAGAGACUGUACGUUUCCCGUGUUUCUUCGCAAGGCACCAGCGAGGAUAUUAUUACUAAUCAACCAAAACCUCAGACGUACUAUUCCAAUCAGAUCUCUCGCCUGGCGAAAGGGCUUACACCUUGUGCGCCAGAU
Molecule: messenger RNA, 696 nt
Organism: Penicillium maclennaniae
Lineage: Eukaryota; Fungi; Ascomycota; Eurotiomycetes; Eurotiales; Aspergillaceae
Exons: 4
Molecular function (GO): oxidoreductase activity; FMN binding
Source: RefSeq, a predicted model, not a curated record